Schizophyllum commune H4-8 is the source of this 435-nucleotide messenger RNA. RefSeq lists its product as uncharacterized. The transcript has 2 exons. NCBI's taxonomy places the organism in Eukaryota, Fungi, Basidiomycota, Agaricomycetes, Agaricales, Schizophyllaceae. Bases 1 to 435 code for a protein of 144 amino acids. The record is from RefSeq and is a predicted model, not a curated record.
AUGCACACGUCCGACGGGACGCAGGCGCUCAUCUCGACAGCGAAAGCGUGCGAUAAGGACCGCGGCGUAGACCUCGGGAUCAACGGAGAUCCCAUCCCCUACUCCCCCACUGCCCAUCGUGCCCUCCUCGCACUCCGCACUGCGACGAGCCAUCGGCCGUUCCAAAUGGUGAGAGACAGGUUCUACGCCAUGGAGGUGCAAAUGCUACGCCCAGGAACACCUCUCCCUUCGCCCGCAACCAUAUCCACUGAUGUGAAGCGCCUCUACGAAGGCAUGGCAACCGACCUUAGCCAAUACCUGCGGAAGCGCAAUCUUCCCUUCCAUCUUAUGGUUGAUGGGUGGACGAGCCCAAUAACGACGGGCGAGCUCGGCCUCGUGCUGCAGUGGUACGCGGAUGGCGGUCUGCACCGCUGUGUACUCGAGUUCAUUAAGUAA